UACAGGCGUAAAGCACGUUGUAAAAAAUGGAGUGUUACGUACAUUAGAAGCCUGCAGCAGAAGUUUAAGCAGGUGUCAAGAAAACUCUAAUGUCAAAAUGGAGGAGGGAAGUGAAGAAGAGACCUGCACUCCAUCACUGUGUUAUAUUAAUGGUCACACAGGUUUCCGAGGAAGCAUUAAAAAUUCAGCAAGGGACUUUGUGGUGAUAGAAGUCAAUGUGAAUGGGCAGUUAGUACAUUCAUUGGAAAACAUGUGCCAGAUAUCUAAAUGUAGUGAAGAUUAUGUAAAUGAAACGAUUAAAAAUAGAAAGGUGGCAAGAUCAUUGGAGGAUGAACAUUAUGCUGAGAAAGAAAUAGUAAUGCCACCCUAUAAUAAUGAUAUACAGACUUUUCAGACUGUUGAUAUAGCAGGGGCAUGUGAAGAGUCUUUGGAUCUGGACUUUGUUUUGGAUACUUCAGUGAAUGAAGAGCUGACGCAGUAUGCUAUGACUAUUAGAUUAUGCCCAGGCUCCAGUGUGGAUGAAAAGGUUCGCAGCACCGAAUUAUCACUGGGUACUUACCCAGACAAAAACCAGAGAGCCAGUGUGCACCGUGCUGUUCGACAUAAGUUCCCUUUUUUAAUGACAUUAACUAAUAAUUGUGAGAUUCUCGUAAAGGAAGAUCCCCAUUAUAAUAUGCUUGCCCAGCUGGUUUCAGAGGAGGAGUCGGAGGACUUUUUUCGUUUUUUAGAUGACAAAGUCCAAAGGUCAACAUUUACGUUUAAACCAGACAAUGAUAAAGAACACAGAAAAGCAGUCCAUCACUUUGUCAACAAGCACUUUGGUAAACUAGUGGAAACUAAAAGCUUUGCUGCUGUGGACAGUGGUGGUCCACCAAAUACAGCAAUUACUGUGCGAUUUCGAGAAAAAAAGAUGUUACCCAAGAAAAGGAAAGCUACCGAUUAUCAAGAAGAUGAUACCAUUUAUACAGCUUUUACUCUACAAAAGGAAAAUCUGGAAACUUUGGAAGCAAUCAGCUACAUGGCUUCAGCAUUUGGUGUGCUCCCAUCAGAUUUCACCUAUGCUGGAAUCAAAGACAAAAGGGCUAUCACAUACCAGUCAAUGGUAGUGAAGAAGGUUUCUCUACAGAGGCUGAGGGAAAUGUGCCCUGAGUUUCAAAAUAAAGGAAUUUACCUACACCACACCCACCCUGUUUCACAGCCUCUUCGACUUGGUGGCCUGCAGGGAAAUCACUUUGACAUUAUUGUGAGGGAUCUUCGGAAACACUCAGAUGAUGAUGACACAACAGAUCUUCAACAAUUGGUGCAAGAAGCACUGGAAAAUGUCAAGUCUAAAGGGUUUGUGAAUUAUUAUGGGCCUCAAAGGUUUGGUACAGGACAGACUAUUCAGGCUGAUCAGAUAGGACUGGCAUUACUGAAAGAGGACAUGGUGUUGGCUGUCAAGUUAUUUUUCACACCAGAGGAGAACAGUGACCCCCAAAACAAAGCAAAACGUCAUUUCCUUCAGACUGAGGAUGCUAAAGAAAGCCUAGCCCUGAUGCCAGAGUUCAAGGUGCGGGAGAGGAUGAUGCUGCGUGCAUUGAAUCGAUAUGGUGUAGGGCACGAGGGCUGCAUCCGGGGGUGGCUGAGUUUGCCACAUGGCAUGCGUGUCUUGUACAUUCAUGCCUACUGCAGCAGAGUAUGGAAUGAAGCUGCUUCCUUCAGACUACAGCAGUUUGGUGAAGAGGUGGUGAAAGGGGAUCUGGUCUGGUCAACUGAUAUGAGCAAAGAAAGCACUGUAUUGAGGCAUAAUCAGGUUCACGUUGUAACUGCUGAAGAAGAAUCAGGAAAGAUUUACAAACUGAGUCAGGUCAUCCUUCCACUGCCAGGGAAUAGUGUAAAAUAUCCGGAUAACGAAGUUGGUGACUGGUACCAAAAAAGGUUUGCUGAGGAUGGGUUACAGUCGUGUAGGUUCAGGGUAACUCCGCUGAAGCUGAACAUACCUGGAUGCUAUCGACCCUUGUUGUCUUACCCUAGAAACCUCACACACCAGUUCUUAGAGGACUGCCCAGGGGUCAUAAGUGAGCAGAGUUUGCUUCCACACAGCAAGAGUUCUUCCACGAGUCUUGCCUUGUCUUUUGACCUUGACUCCUCUUGUUAUGCUACAGUAUGUUUGAGGGAAAUAAUGAAAUGUGACCCUUAAUUCAGGAAAUAUGCAGAAUUUCAGUAAGAUAUUUUUGUAUUGGAUGUCUAAAGUUAUUUUGUAUGAUACUUGUUCAUUCUGGGUAAUGUGAAUAAUAAUGGCACAAGACAUUAAUUUAAUAUUAAUCAUCUAUUUUCUACAAUAACUUGGUUUAAUCAUUCAGUAAAUGAUUAACCUGAUGUAUUCAUUUAAUUUUUAAAAUAUAAUAGGGCUAGGUAGAGAAGAAAUUCAAAGGACACAUUCAGUUAAAAUAAUAAAAGGUUUGCAUUUAAAACAAGUUUGCAUCUAAAUCUUUUGUUCUUUUUUUCCUUUAAACUAGUUGUUUUCACCUUUGGAAAAGUUUUUUGUACAUUUGAUGCAUGUUUGUCUAACACAAGUCCUUUUAUUCCUGUCUUAUUUCCCAAAUUAAAAAACAAAAACUCCAUAAUUGCUGGAAUAUUUUA
This is a messenger RNA of Lepisosteus oculatus (spotted gar), 2622 nucleotides long. RefSeq names its product pseudouridine synthase 7 like (gene pus7l). The record is from RefSeq and is a predicted model, not a curated record. Gene Ontology annotation, biological process: pseudouridine synthesis. NCBI's taxonomy places the organism in Eukaryota, Metazoa, Chordata, Actinopteri, Semionotiformes, Lepisosteidae. Gene Ontology annotation, cellular component: nucleus. Gene Ontology annotation, molecular function: RNA binding; pseudouridine synthase activity.